Dichomitus squalens LYAD-421 SS1 is the source of this 984-nucleotide messenger RNA. RefSeq names its product HET-E. The coding region runs from base 1 to 984 and encodes 327 amino acids. Lineage: Eukaryota; Fungi; Basidiomycota; Agaricomycetes; Polyporales; Polyporaceae. The record is from RefSeq and is a predicted model, not a curated record. Gene Ontology annotation, molecular function: protein binding. The transcript has a single exon.
AUGAGCGUUUCCCCGGACAGCAAGUGGAUCGCGAGCGGGUCAGAGGAUAACACCAUCAUCCUCUGGGACCCGGAUGGACAGCUGUGCCAUGAAUGGGUGGCUCACUACGGCGACGUCAAUUCUCUCUUAUUUUCCCCGGACAGCAGAUUCCUCGCGUCUGCCAGCCACGACGGGAAGGUCGUCUUCUGGGAUCUGAAACAGGAUGCACGUCUAGUCGCAACAAUCGCAGAGCACACGAAUAAAGUCCUCAGUUGCGCCUGGUCUCCUGACGGUACCAUGAUCGCAUCGGGGGGUGUCGACAGGACGGUCCGUCUCUGGGACACGAAGACAUUCCAGCUGCUCCAUCUCUGCGAUGGCGGGCACGAGUUCUGGAUUCGGUUUGUUCAAUUCUCUCCCGACGGACGCUGGCUCGCUUCUAAAGGCGUGGAUGACCACUACUGUAUAUGGGAUGUCGCGUCAGGCACGCUGCACAAAGUCUUUCCGGGGCAUAGGUAUUGGCUCAAUGCCGCCGCGUUUGACCCGGGGAGCACACGCCUCGCCACCACGUCGCGCGACCACACAGUGCGGAUCUGGGAUGUGGAGUCGGGGGAGCCGAUCCUCGUCUUACAGCAGCAUACAGAAUGGGCAUCGAAUAUGGAGUUCUCCCCGGACGGGAGCUUGUUGCUGUCUGCGACGUGGGACCAGACAGCAAACAUCUGGGACGCAUCCACUGGCGUCGUGAUCAUGUCACUGGACGGACACUCCAGUUUGGUCCAUGCAGCGCGCUUCUCUCCAUGUGGGAGGUACAUCGCAUCGGCAUUCUGGGACAAGACGGUGCGGUUGUGGAGGACAAGUAAUGGGUCGUGUAUUGCGACGUUCUUCGAACAUCAGGGACAGGUGUGGCACGUAGCGUUCUCCCCGGACGGCAAGACAUUGUCGUCUGGAGCAGCCGAUGGGACUGAUUUCAUCAGACGAUUAGAUCAAGUCAUUGCAGACGAAUUCUAG